Molecule: messenger RNA, 2746 nt
Organism: Durusdinium trenchii
Lineage: Eukaryota; Dinophyceae; Suessiales; Symbiodiniaceae
Source: the annotation of a GenBank genome assembly
GGCGCGCGCUAUCCCUCAGGGGGCCAUGGACAGCACCGCGAUGCGCCAUGGCUCGAUGUAGGUAGACCGGAUCACCUGCAGAGGCGCCAGAGGCGCGCGCCCGCCAUGGCGCCCGUGGCUUCGUGCGGAUUCGCCGUGCAUGCGACCAAGAAAGGGGAGCUGCCUUUGAAGGUGGAGAAGCGCGCCAAGGGAAAGAAGGUGACGAUCAUCGGCAAUGUCUCCGGCGAUGCCACCCGUUUGUCUCGCGGGCUGCAGACCAUGCUGGGAGUUGGUGGUUCUGUCCGACAGGCUGAACGCGGCUCUUGGUCAGUGGAAGUGCAGGGUGACCAAGUGCCACGCGUCACGAAGGCACUUCUCGACUUUCAAUGCCUUCACGGACUCUCGAGCAGUUCCUUAGAGACCGCGCGGACCCUGAGCGAGUCCCGGCGGACAGACUCCGUGGUGGAUCGUACAGCUGCUACGAAGUUCUUAGCCCAGACACGCUCAGGGGCCUCAAUGUCUCCAGAAGAGGAGCGACGGCGGCUAUUGGAGCAAGAGGCGGAGUUCUACGGACAGUUCUGGGAGAGCGCGAUCAGCUCCGGCGACUUCCUCGACAUCUUCGAGGUCGAAGUCCAAGAGCUGCCGCCCGGUCAGACAACUUCACCGCGCCGUGGCAAGCUAGAAGGCCCUGAGUUGAAUAUGGCCCUCCAGACCUUGGGCCUGCUGGCAGAGUGUGGAAAAGCCGUGCGUGAGUUCUGGCAGAACUCCGGCAUGAGCCUGCAGCAGUUCAGGAAGAUGGCGAUGAACCCCGGCGCCCGCAUGGUCGCGGAGGGCCCUGGCCGCCGCGAGGUGCCGACGAACCUGAAGUCACGGCAGAAGCUCUCAGAUUGGCGCUCUGGUGCUGCUCGGGCCAGCUACUUCUCGCCAGCAGUGAGUGCCAUCGACAGUUACGAGCGUGGCAAGGCAGCUGCCCCGAGGAGCACGGUGCUCACAUAUCCAGAGGAGCCUUCUUUGAAGGUGGAGGAGGACGAGGAAGGCUGGUGCCGAGCAAUGCUCAGCUACAGCGUACCUUUGCCAGUGCCCGCUUCAGGCCUCUCAAAGGAGGACACGGACCAAGCAGCCAAGAAGGCGCUUCGUGCCUUGGAGUCUCGGCUCUCAGAGGAUUUUUCAGGGGUGGAGCGAAGCAUCCCUGGAGUUACGUGCUUCUUGGAUGUCAGCACUUUUGGCCUGGAUUUGUCCAUCAGCGAAGGUGACUUCCUGCAGGGCCAGCGGCGCGAAGCAGGAAAGGCGCUGACGCCCCAAGACAAGGAUGAGAUGAGGCUCGAAAAGAAGCUUCGGGAGAUCUUGGCCUUGAAGCGUCGCCAGGUGGAGGGAGAGAAGUUGGAGAAGCUUCAGGCAGAGAAGGUGCAGAAGCGGGUGGAGCUCUUCCAAGAGGUCGCUGAGCUCAAACUUCGGAGAGCUGAGAAGGAGCUGAUGCGGCUCUUCAAGAAGAAGCAAAAGGGCUUUCAGGAGGCAUUCUGGGCUGCGGAAGCCGAGGAGAAGGAUGCCAAAAGUGCCAAUGCCUCUGCGCCCUUCGGAGUGUUCAACCAAGAGAGAUGUGACGGCCCAGUCACUGUGAGCUCUGACCAAGUGCUGGCUGAGAGUGCUGCGCCGCGCUGGGUGGGAGUUCCUCUUCAUGUGCCUGUGAAGCAGGGUGAGGUGGCCGCCUUCACCGUGGAGAUUAUGCGUGGCACUGCGGUGCGCCUGGGCUGGGCUUGGCCUUCGGCGGCGAUGGCUCCAGUGGGUCGAGAUGCUGAGGGCUUCGGCUUUGAGAGCAGCGGACAGAAGGUCACUAAAGGCCACGGAGAGAUCUAUGGUGAAGGCUUUGGCGCGGGCGACACCAUCCACUGCGAGGCCGAGCGGGAAGACGGCAGGUUGCGGAUCGGCUUCGCCCACAACUCGGAGCCCUUGGGCGUUGCCUUCGACGUGAGGGACCAGUGGCCGGAGCAGAGCCUGACGGCAGUGGUCUCGGGGAAGAACUUCAAGGUUCAGUUGAUCUCUGCAGAGGCGAUGCCAUUGGAGGAGGCACCUGAGCCUAUUCUGCAGAACUAUGUCAGCUACGACCCGCCCAAGUUGGCACGGGUUCAGAGGGACUUCCAAGCCGGCGGGCAGGAGAACUUACUGCUUUGGUCCGGAGAGACUGUCUACGUGUCGGCCAACGACGGGGAGGGAUGGCUCUAUGGGUUCUUCCUGGACGAAGAGGACCCGGAUGAUGGAGGAUGGUUCCCGGUGGAUGCAGUGUCCUUUCUGGAUGAGGAGGAGGCGGCCGGUGAGCCUUCUCCCCAAACAGAGGCGUCCGCAGCCGAUCCGGAGCCCGCAGAGGGCUGGUCGGCGCCAGCACAGGUAGAGGAAGCCUGGCAAGAUUGGACCGCGGCCCCGCCACAAGAAGCGCCAGAAGCGCCGCCUUGGGGCGAAGCUGAAGCGGUGGAAGCAGUUGCGGAGGAUUGUCCUGUGGAAGGGCUAGAGGAUUGGCUGCUAAGCAUCUCCCUGCACCAUUACGGGCCACAGGCCAUGGAAUGGUGUGUGGAGAUGGGCGCAGUUUCAAUCGAGGAGAUCAAAGAGAGUUGGGAGGACUUUGCACAGGACUUGCGCUUGAAGCCUUUGGAGAAGAAUCGCUUGCGGAAGGCUUGCCAAUGAUUCCAUGCGCGAAACAUCGAUUCAAAAGAGAUCCAGUGGAGUUGCUGUUAAGUUAUAUAAUGUUGUAUAUAUAUAUAUAUUUGUUUUUUUA